Messenger RNA from Hydra vulgaris (swiftwater hydra), 885 nucleotides. NCBI's taxonomy places the organism in Eukaryota, Metazoa, Cnidaria, Hydrozoa, Anthoathecata, Hydridae. The record is from RefSeq and is a predicted model, not a curated record.
AACGUCAAAAACUGCGAAAAAAACUUUUCUAUGCAGAUAUAAUGUUUUAUUCGUGAAAUUUUAUAUUUUUAGAACUUGUCAAAUGGUGUAAAAAAAAGGAUAUACUCAAUUGGCGCUAAAUGCAAAAAAAAGUCUUUAACUGAAGCUGGAAAAGAAAGAAAGAAAAGAAUAGUAAGCAAACUUUUCUACAAGCGAAGAAAAACCGAGCUGCAUGCUAACUUCUAUAUUGCAAUCCUCCCGAUUUUCAAGUCAUUUAUUUUAAUAUUUGAACAAAAAGAACCGAAGAUUCACAUUUUAUACGAUGAGCUAAAAUCAGUGGUUAAAUCUUUUUUAGGCUGCUUUAUGAAGCUAGAACUAAUUAAGGAUGCAUCGGGUAAAAAACUAACAAUGCUUGACGUAACAGACUUCAAAUUUCACAAAAUUCAAAAAGAUUGGUACAUUGGCAAAAACACAAACACAGCUCUUCUCAAAUUUAGACUUGAUGAUCCUAUCCGAACAGAGUUUGAAUCGCAUGUUAAAAGAGCAUUUCUCGAUGGUGCAAAGUAUAUGCAAAAAAAGAUUCCUUUAUCGAACGAGUUAUUAAAACUACUAUCCUCUAUUGAUCCAACGUGUGUUGGAAGUACAGUUGCGUGUCGAAUGACGCAGAAGCUGAAAGAAUUUUUUCCUAACAUAAUAAAAAUUGACGAAGCAGACUUAUUUGACAGGGAAGUUGUUGCGUUUCAUCUCGCUAAAGACUUACCAGCAGUAAAAGGAAAAAGACUUGAUCAAUGGUGGUCCGAGGUUUUUGUAUUGAACCGAUACAACUUACUUACCAAGAUUAUUAAAGCUUGUUUGUCAAUAUUUACUGGACCUAUGAUAGAACAAUCGUUCAGGUAACUUUUUUGA